Molecule: messenger RNA, 1731 nt
Organism: Sungouiella intermedia
Lineage: Eukaryota; Fungi; Ascomycota; Pichiomycetes; Serinales; Metschnikowiaceae
Source: the annotation of a GenBank genome assembly
AUGCCCGAAGAUAAAGAUGUGGCCGACUCUGCCUCGCGCUUUGAGCGCAUGAACGUCGGCUCUCCUAGACCCAUAGCAUUCGACGGGUCUCAUCUGCCACCAAUUUCUACAUCACAGGGCCAUUUGAGUAGCGACAUCCAGGCCCGAAUCAUGGCAUUCCAGCAAAAACGCCAAAACAUUCCUUUGAAAGACCCUCCUACCAAGUCGUUGCCUCCUCUUCCAGCUUCUUCCGAUAGUAUUCCAUCACAAUUGCUUUCGUCUCCUCCAAUCGAGUCGACCGUGAUGACUCCAACUUCUGAAGUUCGUACGCCGCUUUCGCCCACGCUACAGGCCCAUAAGGCCAGCUUUGAAUUAUCUAAGAAGCCCUCAUUGUCACAAAGACGUGGAAUGAAGUUGAAUAUGAAAGACAUGGGUGGAGUGGUGGAUCCCAUGAACCUGACAGGAGAACUUGCACGUCGACUUUCCGAACGAAAAAACAGGCCAGACUUCAAGUUGAAUUUGUCUGACACCCCGAACUCGAGUGGUGCCAGCUCCAUGGAUGCGCCAGUGUCGGAUGCCAGCAAUGAUUCUCCCAAUCCUGCUACGCCCAAGUUACAAGGAUUGUUUGCAAAUUAUUCCAAGUACGUGGAUAUCAAGUCGGGCUCGCUUAAUUUUGCUGGCAAGGCUUCUUUGCAUUCGGAGGGUGUCAAUUUCUCCUCGGGGUCGUCGUUCCAUAUCUCCUUGGAUGAGUUGCAAUUCAUUGAAGAGUUGGGCAGAGGAAACUACGGAACAGUUUCCAAGGUCUUGCACAAGCCUACGGGUGUUUUGAUGGCAAUGAAGGAAGUUCGCUUGGAGUUAGAAGAGACAAAGUUUGCCCAGAUUCUCAUGGAGCUUGAAGUGUUGCAUAAAUGUGACUCACCAUACAUUGUGGAUUUCUAUGGUGCCUUCUUCGUCGAAGGCGCCGUUUACAUGUGCAUGGAAUACAUGGAUGGUGGCUCCUUAGAUAAAAUUUAUGGCGACGGUAUUCACGACGAGGCCUGUCUCGCCUACAUUGCGGAGUGUGUUAUUCGGGGCUUGAAACAGUUGAAAGACCAACACAAUAUCAUCCACCGUGACGUCAAACCUACGAAUAUUUUGGUCAACACUCUUGGCAAGGUCAAAUUAUGUGAUUUUGGAGUAAGUGGUAACUUGGUUGCUUCUUUAGCCAAAACCAACAUUGGUUGUCAGUCAUACAUGGCUCCCGAACGAAUCAAAACGAAAAAUCCUGAUGACGCAACUUACUCUGUCCAGUCAGAUAUAUGGUCGUUGGGGUUGACCCUCUUGGAGGUUGCUGCUGGAAGAUAUCCCUACCCCCCGGAAACAUUUGAUAACAUUUUUUCACAACUUAAAGCAAUUGUUGAUGGGGAGCCUCCUCGCUUGGAUGAGAAAAUUUUUUCCAAACCGGCCCAACAGUUCGUCAGGUCUUGCUUGAACAAAAAUGCGGACUUCCGGCCCCUGUAUGAUUUGCUUUUACAAUCACCUUGGCUUCAGGAGUUUAAGGGCGUGGAUCCUCACAUGGCUGAGGUGGUGACAAAGCAGUUGGAGGCGAUCAAGAACGAUGCUCCCAAAGGUUCGAGGAGCUCUGCUUCUUCUAACGUGGCAAUUGCCGGUAUGGCCAAGGGCAGAGAGAAUGUACAAUCCUUACUUAAGGGGAAAGUUAUUGCCCCUGCAUUACACAGAGGAGGUUUGCCCAAUCAGAGACUUCCUCGAUAA